Drosophila hydei is the source of this 1532-nucleotide messenger RNA. RefSeq names its product nedd8-activating enzyme E1 catalytic subunit (gene Uba3). Gene Ontology annotation, molecular function: NEDD8 activating enzyme activity. Gene Ontology annotation, cellular component: cytoplasm; nucleus. Lineage: Eukaryota; Metazoa; Arthropoda; Insecta; Diptera; Drosophilidae. The transcript is spliced from 2 exons. The coding region runs from base 140 to 1495 and encodes 451 amino acids. Gene Ontology annotation, biological process: protein neddylation. The record is from RefSeq and is a predicted model, not a curated record.
UUUCACUAAUUUAAUAUUAAGUUCUUUAGAAUAAUGUGACAUACAUAAUGUAGUUAAUAUAAUGUUUAAAGUAUUGUAAUUCAUAUGCUUGGUAAUACCGUCACUAUGAUAUGCCGCUUCUACUUUGUAAUCUGGGAGAAUGUCGGUCGCAUCGCCAUCCAAUCCUGCACUCGCGCUGCAAAAUAAACGCUGGAACGGCCUGCGGAAUGUCUUGGAACGUGAGGGUUUAUUUUGCAAGGAUGAUUUUACUCCAUCACCGGAUAAUUUGGAAUUUCUCCAAACAAAAUGCAAAGUGCUAGUCAUUGGAGCCGGCGGCUUGGGCUGCGAGUUGCUUAAAGAUUUGGCACUGAUGGGUUUUGGCGAUUUGCAUGUAAUUGACAUGGACACCAUUGAGUUGUCUAACCUGAACCGCCAGUUUCUUUUCCGUCGCACAGAUCUCGGUUCAUCUAAAGCAGAAUGCGCUGCGCGCUUUAUCAACAAGCGCGUACCCACCUGCAAGGUGACGCCUCACUUUGCCAAGAUUCAGGACUUCGAUGAGUCAUUCUAUCAGAAGUUUCACAUCAUUGUUUGCGGCCUAGACUCGAUUGUGGCACGUCGUUGGAUCAAUGGUAUGCUGCUCUCCAUGCUGCGGUAUGAAGACGACAACAGCCUUGACGUCUCCUCGAUCAUACCAAUGAUAGAUGGCGGCACUGAGGGAUUCAAAGGCAAUGCUCGUGUCAUAUUGCCAGGCUUUACUGCCUGCAUAGAAUGUACUUUGGAUCUGUUCCCGCCGCAGGUCAACUAUCCACUUUGCACGAUCGCCAAUACGCCGCGUCUGCCAGAGCAUUGCAUUGAGUAUGUAAAGAUCAUACAGUGGGACAAGGACAGUCCAUUCAAUGCGCCGCUGGACGGCGAUGAUCCACAGCAUAUUGGUUGGAUAUACGAACGUGCUCAGGAGCGCGCCAGUCAGUUCAAUAUAACCGGCGUCACCUAUCGCCUGGUGCAGGGCGUCAUCAAACACAUUAUUCCGGCUGUGGCCAGCACCAAUGCUGUUAUAGCUGCCGCCUGUGCCCUGGAGGUGUUUAAGCUCGCCACUAGCUGCUACGAUAGCAUGGCCAACUACUUUAACUUCAACGAUUUGGAUGGCAUUUACUCGUACACCUAUGAGGCAGAAAAGUCGGAUAGCUGCAUGGCCUGCAGUAAUACCCCGCAAUUGCUGACUAUCGAAGAUCCCAAUACGACAACGUUGGAGGACGUCAUCAAGCAACUGUGUGAACUGCCGCGUUUUCAGCUGAAAAGCCCAGCUUUAACCACUAUCAUGGCGGAUGGCAAGCAACGCACUUUGUACAUGGCCAACGUGAAGAGCAUCGAGGAGGCUACGCGUAAGAAUUUAACGCAGUCGCUGGGCGAGCUAGGCCUUCAGGAUGGUCAGCAGUUGACAAUUACUGAUGCCACAUCGCCAACGGCCAUGACGCUGCAACUAAAAUAUCAAGCCAACGAGAUUGAAAUGUUAUAAACUAUAUAUUAAAUGCAAAGCAAUAUUUAAAUCGAAC